This is a messenger RNA of Lycium barbarum (goji berry), 1462 nucleotides long. RefSeq names its product E3 ubiquitin-protein ligase RZFP34-like. Gene Ontology annotation, molecular function: zinc ion binding; ubiquitin protein ligase activity. Gene Ontology annotation, biological process: ubiquitin-dependent protein catabolic process; protein ubiquitination. Gene Ontology annotation, cellular component: nucleus. The transcript has 14 exons. NCBI's taxonomy places the organism in Eukaryota, Viridiplantae, Streptophyta, Magnoliopsida, Solanales, Solanaceae. The record is from RefSeq and is a predicted model, not a curated record. Bases 189 to 1058 code for a protein of 289 amino acids.
UGUGGACUGAAUGGAAUAGUGAAACUAAGGGGGCGGCGAUUUCUUAAUUUUUAUCACAAACUUUCAUUAGUUUCUUCUUGUUAUUAUCAACAAAGAACCUACUCAAGAUUAGCAUAAUCGUCCUUUCAAUCCAUUAAUGUUCACAAAUCUUUUAAUCUAUUAAAAGGGGAAAUUUUGAGUGAAAAAAAAUGGAAACAGGUUUGCAUGAACAGGAAUUUUCUCAUUCUCUGGUCGGUGAUGAAUCUAAGACAGAAAUGGGUUCUGGGGAUUACGGAUGCUCGCAUUAUAGAAGGAGAUGCAAAAUUAUAGCACCUUGUUGUGAUGAGAUCUUUGAUUGCAGGCAUUGUCACAAUGAGUCAAAGAAUUCUUUAGAAGUUGAUCCACUAAAACGACACGAUGUUCCUCGCCAUGAUAUAAAAAGGGUCAUUUGCUCAUUAUGUAACACAGAACAAGAUGUUCAACAAACAUGCAGUCAUUGUGGGGUUUGUAUGGGGAAGUACUAUUGCUCAAAAUGCAACUUCUUUGAUGACAAUGUUUCCAAGGAUCAAUACCACUGUGAUAAAUGUGGAAUAUGCAGAACUGGUGGCAAAAAUAAUUCGUUUCACUGCAACAGAUGCGAGUGCUGCUAUUUGAAUCUGAUGAAGGAAUCACAUAUAUGUGUAGAGAGAGCAAUGCACCAUAAUUGCGCUGUUUGCUUCGAGUAUGUUUUUGACACGACGAAAAGCAUUACUGUCUUGCCUUGCGGUCACACCAUGCAUCUGGGAUGUGUGAUGCAGAUGGAACAGCAUUCCCAGUAUUCUUGUCCUGUUUGCUCAAGAUCAUAUUACGAUAUGUCUCGUGUUUGGGAAAAACUAGACCAGGAGGUUGCAUCAACACCUAUGCUUGAAAUGUAUCAAAACAAGAUGGUUUGGAUCCUUUGCAAUGACUGUGGGAAAACAUCGGAGGUUAUUUUCCAUGUCGUUGCACUUAAGUGCCCUAGCUGUAAAUCUUACAACACUAGGCAGACAAGAGGAGGCCCCAGUUCAUACUCAUCUGGAGUUGAAGAAAUGGUUAGAUGAGGUUUAAGGUUCUUAAUUGAGACCUAUGAGCCAAUCGCAUUUGUUUUCACGUUGCUGUUGUCAAAUGUCAACCAUCAAUCACUGCAACGGGAAGGAUUAACAAGGCAGCUGCAGGACGAUAUUUUCAGCCACAGAGGGUUCAGAACAUCGAUCCGUUCCUUUAUUUUCAAGUAAUCUUUUCUGCAUUUGCGAAAAGUUUACUUAAUCUGAUCCGUAGAUUGUAAUGUAAGUCUCGGAGCAUUGUAAUGUAAGUCUCGGAGCAUGCUGUCUCGAUAUGAUAUUAGCUGCUUUUUAUUCCUAACAACAACUCCAGAAAGCUUUUCUGGUGAUCAACCUUGUUAUCUGGUCCUAGUUUUAUGAAAGCAUAUGUGACAGGUAUUGCUUGAGGAAAUACUGGAGACCUA